GUAGGAUGACCUUGCCCUGGUCGUCGAUAUCAAGUUCGGGUGAGGCGUUCGCUGAGAGCAGGUUGGACCUCUCGGAGACGAUCGCGGCACUGAGCGGCGGCCAGAUACGGUCAUGGCACUUGACAACCACGAGCUCAGGUGCUUUAGACGAGAUGGGUACUCUGUCGAGCAUCAGCACAAACUUUUCGGAAAGACUGAUUGUGGACAGCGCCGGGACUGUGGUUGGUGCAGGGAUGGGACAGAUUAGGGGUUAGAGCUUGGAGACGUGGAACGCAAGGGCUGACAAGUGGGUUUUAUGCUUAGGUGCAAGGCCGACGAAUUAGAAAGUAAGACUUGUAUGAGACACAUAGCAGGUAAACGACAAGCGAGC
This is a messenger RNA of Baudoinia panamericana UAMH 10762, 370 nucleotides long. RefSeq lists its product as uncharacterized. The record is from RefSeq and is a predicted model, not a curated record. The transcript is spliced from 2 exons. The coding region runs from base 6 to 254 and encodes 82 amino acids. Lineage: Eukaryota; Fungi; Ascomycota; Dothideomycetes; Mycosphaerellales; Teratosphaeriaceae.